AAGUGUUUGGGUGUGAGAGAGCGAGAAAGACAGACUUGGAGAGUUUGUCAUCAACAUAAUGCACAGCACACUAUAAGGAAGGGAGGGGGACAGACGGAAAUAAUGGGGGCUGCAGUAUAGGCUACUGCAGUGCAGGUUUGUGGGGUGUUGUUUCUGUGGCUGAAGAGAGAUUUACAUUAGGAUUCUGAGAGACACCUGGCAACCCGUGGCUGAGCUGGGGAGUGACGAUGUCUGUACAGGCCAGAUGACAACACAGCAUAUACCAAUGAGAGAGCCCGGAACAGGAAGCUGAGAUGGAGUUCUCAGGGUGCCCUGCUGCUGCCGGCGUUGCCGUGGGCGACGAGGCCCAGGAGGCGGAGAAGGAGGGCCACGCCCACGUUCUAUUUGAUGAGUUUGUCCAGGCGUCCACCUGCAGAGCGACACUCCGUGCCUUCAACCUGCUGUGUGAGCACCUUCAGCUCACACACACACACACACAGCCACAGACAUACUCCCCGACGCAGCCGCAGCGGCCUUUCUACCACACCCUCAAAGAACGCCUCAGCUACUGGAAGGCCAACGCACUGUGGGCCAAACUGGACAAACGGGCGGCCCACCACGAGUAUGGGAAGGGCCGUGUCUGUGCCAACACCACGUGUGUGAUCAUCGGGGCGGGGCCGUGUGGUCUGCGUACAGCAGUAGAGCUGGGGUUCCUGGGGGCCAGAGUGGUGCUGCUGGAGAAGAGAGAUGCCUUCUCCAGGAACAACGUCCUCCACCUCUGGCCUUUCACCAUCCACGACCUCAGGGGCCUCGGGGCCAAGAAGUUCUACGGCAAGUUCUGUGCUGGAGCCAUCGACCACAUCAGUAUACGGCAGCUACAGUUAGUGUUAUUAAAGGUAGCUCUGUUGUUGGGGGUGGAAGUCCAUGUCAACGUAGAGUUCAAGGGACUGGUGGAGCCACCUGCGGACCAGGAGCAACAGAAGGUAGGUUGGAGGGUGGAGGUGAAACCUAAGUCUCACCCUAUUAACCAACUGCAGUGUGACGUGGUGAUCGGAGCUGAUGGACGACGGAACACACUGCCAGGCUUCAGGCGUAAGGAGUUCCGGGGCAAGCUGGCCAUUGCCAUCACAGCUAACUUCAUGAACCGUAACACCACGGCUGAGGCCAAGGUGGAGGAGAUCAGCGGAGUGGCCUUCAUCUUCAACCAGAGGUUCUUUCAGGAGCUACGGGACGCCACGGGAGUGGACCUGGAGAAUAUAGUGUACUACAAAGACGACACGCACUACUUUGUGAUGACGGCUAAGAAGCAGAGUCUGCUGGAGAAAGGAGUCAUUCUGCGGGACUAUGCAGACACAGAAACGCUUCUCUCACGGAGAAACGUGGACCAGAAUGCACUGCUGGCCUACGCCCGCGAGGCGGCGGACUUCUCCACCAAUCACCAGCUGCCGUCUCUGGACUUUGCCAUGAACCACUACGGGCAGCCUGAUGUUGCGUUGUUUGACUUCACCUGUAUGUACGCGUCAGAGAACGCUGCACUGGUCAGACAGAGACAUGGACACCAUCUACUGGUCACACUGGUGGGAGACAGCCUUCUGGAGCCGUUCUGGCCCAUGGGGACAGGUAUAGCACGGGGGUUCCUGGCAGCAUUGGACUCUGCCUGGAUGGUACGGAGCUGGGCUCAAGGCCUUGCCCCCCUGGACUUACUUACUGAAAGAGAGAGUCUGUAUCGUCUCCUUCCUCAGACCACUCCAGAAAAUGUCAACAAGAACUUUGGUCAAUACACUGUAGACCCAGCUACCCGCUACCCUAACAUCAACACCCAACUCAUCACUCCCGCACAGGUGGGCCAUCUAAUAUACACAGUAGCGAGUGGAGGUUCGGAUGCGGACCAGGAACCGCGACCCCGAUCCCCCUUGCCGAAGCUACUACGACAGGAGUCCUUCUCUCGCUUCAGUAAGCUUUUGUCGUGGUGCCAGCAACAGACACAGGGUUACCGUGGUGUUGCGGUUAGCGACCUCACUACUUCCUGGAAGAGUGGCCUAGCUUUGUGUGCCCUCAUCCACCACUACCGACCUGAUCUCAUUGACUUUGACUCUCUGGAGGAGGAUGAGGGGGAGGAGAAUAUGAGGUUGGGGUUGGAGGUGGCGGAGAAGGAGUUUGGAAUCUCUCCUGUGAUGACUGUAGAGGAGAUGUCAUCUGUCAGUGAAACGGACACUCUCUGUAUGGUCAUGUACCUCAGCCAGUUUCACCAGCUCUUCAAGGACGCACUACCCCCAAGUGAAUCCCAGACUGAGAGCCUAGAUGGGAGGGCUGCUGUGAUCGGUCCUGCCUCACUCCUUAGCCGCCUGGGCCACAGCCCAUCCCGCAAGCGCAACCCCAAGGAGCAGAAGGAGAAGGAUGUGGUGGGGAAGAGGAGGAAGACCAGUCGGCCAUGUCUGGAGGACGUGAGACAAGAUCCCAGAUUAGUGGACAGUUAUGAGGAAGAGGCUGCCCUGUGCUCUGUGGGUGGAGCAAGCCAGAGCAGAGUGCGCUCGAUGGCCAAUCAGCUGCUGGCCAAGUUUGAGGAGAACGCCCCUUGCCCCUCCUCCACGCCAGCUGCAGCUCUACGCAGACAGGGGGACUCCAUGCCCACGCUUCCACAUCCUCCAGCAUCCCCUGAUCCCCAGGCCCAGCCAGCCCCUAUGGCCUCCGCUACCACCUGGAAACAGAAGAAGCGCACGCAGCAGCAGGAGCAGAUGAGUUUCAAGUACAAGGAAAAGGUCAAAUGUCACACCCUGCCCAGCAGGGGGGAGCAGAAAUACGUUCAGAUGUACACAGGGGGAGUUAGCUCAUUGGCUGAACAGAUAUCCAAUCAGGUUCAAAGUCAGGAGUCAUCAUCACCCCAGCACACUCCUAAUAGGAAGGAAUCGGCUGGCGUUCGCUCUGUGUUGGCGGGGGCGGGGCCAGGGCCAGGAGGAGCCAGUGACGUGUGUUUCUUCUGCAGUAAGCGUGUGUACGUGAUGGAGAGACUCAGUGCUGAGGGACUGUUCUUCCACCGGAGCUGCUUCCAGUGUGACCACUGCAGCUCCACCCUCCGCCUGGCCUCCUACGCCUACGACCGGCCUAACGGGAAGUUCUACUGUAAGCCGCACUAUGACCUCCGUCUGGUUGGGCCGGUCCAGAGGAAGAGACCAGCCCCUCCUACCUCCGACCAGCCCCCAACCCCCUACGAACGGACCCCCUCUCAGCGGACCCUCCUGGAAUCCCCAGCUGCUCUGUCCACUAACCCUCGCUCCUCAGUAACUGUGGUGACAGCAGAUCGCAGGUCUUCAGUGGCAUCGCUGAUUGAGAGGGAGUGUGGCUUGGCUAAGCGCGUGCGCGGCACGCCAGAACGUAUAGAGCUGGAGAACUACCGUGUGAGCCUGGGGAGCCUGGAGACUGAGCAGCUAACAGAUGAGCCGGAGGAGGUGCCAGAAGAGACGCUGGCCAAUUACAACCUCAGUCUGCUGGUGACAGAGGAGAAGAAGGCCAAUCACAAGCGCAGCCCGUUGCAGGACAAGAGCAACGAGGGCUCCAGUUCGGAGUCAGAGAUGGAGGAGGAGGGGGAGAGGCAGCGGGCUCUAACCAAUGACCUGGCUAGAGACUCCUGGAGGAAGGCCAUGGAACUACACGCACGCCUCAGAGGAGAGAGAGAAGAGGAAGAAGAGACAGAAGAAGGAGAGGAGGAAGGAGAAGUUGAUGAAGAUGAUGAUGAUGAGGAGGAGGAGGAGUUAUCAAGUGAUGAAGGGGAGUACUGUCCGUGGGAGAGGGAGCGUCACUCAGGUCUGUGGCUCCUCCCUCUAGAAGAGGUGGAGGAGACAGAGGAAAGAUCAUCUCCCCUCACCGCUGAAGAGGUAGCCUCGUUGGACGAGUGGCAGCAGAGCACACACUCUCCAGACACACACUCUCCAGACACACACUCUCCAGACACACACUCUCUAGACACACACUCUCUAGACACACACUCUCCAGACACACACUCUCCAGACACACUCACGCCUGACACACACUCUCUAGACACACACUCUCUAGACACACACUCUCCAGACACACUCACGCCUGACACACACACGCCUGACAUACAACUGCCUGACUCGACAACACCCAACACACAUAGUCCACACAGCCCCACCAGCCUCAGGGCAUGCUGGGAUAGCCUGCCCCGCCCUUCUGUGGAGGCGGAAUCACCUCAAAGCCGCGCCCCUCGCCCCGCCCCUCGAUUUGCCCCCGCACCUAUCAUGGCGUCGGCUGUUGUGCGGGGGAUCGGGGGCAAGAAACUGAAACCGUGGGACGUGGGUGGGGGAAGGAGGUCUGUUGCGGGGGGAUCUGUUGGAGGGGGGUCUGUUGGGGCGGGGUCUCUUGGGGAGCAGCUGUGUAAGGAUGAAGUAAUAGACCCCUUAGAGGACAUCAGCCCCCCCUUGUCCCCUCUGAAGCCCCUUAAGGCAGUGCCCAGAGACGAGAGAGAGAUUGGGAGGAAGAGGGAGAUGGAGAGGAGGAGGGAGAUAGAGAGAGCAGCCAUGGGGGUGGGCUGGGAGGACACGAAGAUCCCCCUAGGAAAGGAGCCUUUCCCAGGGAAGAGCAGGGGUGGUCUGGACCCCCGCAGACUCACAGAGAGCCUGCCCCCCCUCCUCCUCACACAACUCCAGGGGGGCGCCCUCUUCCCUCCACGUAAGGGCCGCAGGGACAACCAGCCCCCCAGCCAGAGUGUGCCUGAAGCGGGCAUAGGAGAGGGUGGACCCCUGGGCCUGUGGAGAGCUGUCAUCUCUGGCUAUAAGAGUGACAGGAAGAAGAAGGGCAGGACUUCCCUUCCCAAUACGACAACAGCUCCAGCCCCCAAAGAGCAGGGCAGGAGGAAAACUUCUGCAGAGAGAAGAGGUGUGAAGUUCAGGGAGCGCCAGAGCUGGUCGGAGCCGGAGGAGUCAGACAUCACCUGUUCUGUUGUGAUGGAGAGAUGCUCCAUGAACCCCAAGGCCAACCUUCGUCUGGAGCUGUUUGACCUAGCGUCAGACCUUCAGAAGGAAACCAUUGAGGAGGAAGAGGAGGAGGAGAAGGAGGAAGGGGAGAGGCACGUGGGGAAGGAGAAGGAGUGGGACAGGUCCUGCCAUAUGGAUACACAGCGGAAAUCAUCGUGCCCUACGGAGGUGGUGGGGGUACUGGUGCACAUGAAGGACCUGAAGGACCCGUCCAGCCUGGAUGUGUCAGAGGCCAUGUUCCACAGAGACAGAGACCCAGAGGAGGAGCAGCUAGAUGCCAGGUUAACACGCAGAGUACAGAGAGCAGCACGCAAACUGGCCAAACAGGAGCAACUCAAGAGACUGCACAGAGCCCAGAUGAUCCAAAGGCAGUUGGAGCAGGUGGAGGAGAAGCAGAGGCAGCUGGAGGAGAGGGGUGUGGCUGUGGAGAAGGCCUUGAGAGGGGAAGCAGACUACUGGGGAGAGUCGAAUGACAAUGAAGAGCUGGACUUACACCUGGGAGUCAUGGGCAUGCAGGAUGACCCAGCUCUGAUGCAGCAGUGGUUCAAGCUGGUCCAGCAGAAGAACUGUCUGAUGCGCUAUGAGUCAGAACUCAUGAUAUUUGCUCGGGAGCUGGAGUUGGAGGACAGACAGAGCCGUCUUCAACAGGAGCUCAGAGAGAGGAUGGCCGUAGAUGACCACCUGAAGGGUGAGGCAGAGCUGGCUGAGGAGAAGCUAAUCCUGGGGGAGAUGUUGGAGGUGGUGGAGCAGAGAGAUGCUCUGGUGUCUCUGCUGGAGGAGCAGCGGCUGCAGGAGAGCCAGGAGGACAGAGACCUGGAGGCCAUCAUGCUGUCCCGGGGCCUGGGCCUGCACAACUGGGCCUGAGCUCUAUCCCGGGGCCUGGGCCUGCACAACUGGGCCUGAGCUCUAUCCCGGGGCCUGGGCCUGCACAGCUGGGCCUGCACAGCUGGGCCUGAGCUCUAUCCCAGGGCCUGGGCCUGCACAACUGGGCCUAAGCACAGACACACACGUCACUUCCCCUCUAAAGCUACGAUCAGGGUCAUGGUUGUGAGGUCACUUCCCCUCUGAUACAACGUCAUGACCAGGAUCAAGGCGGGACUGUGUCUGGAUGAUCCAUUUUUAGGAUUGGAGAUGUUUCCCCAAUCCCCACUGCUACACCCAUCUUGCUACAUCCCUGACUCACUGACUGAUGGGCCUCUAAGACUGAUGGCUCUAUGCUCUCUAUACUCACCCAGGCUGUUGUUAUGGCAAUAUGUGGCAUGUUUGAAUUAUUUGUAUUGUUAUUUAUUAACAUUUUUGAAAAAUGUAUAUUAUGUAAAACGAAACAAUACUACUUUUUUAAAACCUUUUAAUAUUACAUUAAUUAUAUUUUACUUCAUACAUUGGAUAAUAAAGACAUUCUGACAUCA
Molecule: messenger RNA, 6379 nt
Organism: Coregonus clupeaformis (lake whitefish)
Lineage: Eukaryota; Metazoa; Chordata; Actinopteri; Salmoniformes; Salmonidae
Product: protein-methionine sulfoxide oxidase mical3b
Exons: 34
Coding region: 294-5834 (1846 amino acids)
Molecular function (GO): protein binding; FAD binding
Source: RefSeq, a predicted model, not a curated record